AUGCACGCCAUUGGAUUUUGGCUGCCCCUUCUGGCCUGUCUGCCGCUGGCGCCAUGUCUUCCGAAGGCCAACACCGGGCUAACAAGACUGGAAAUCGAAGAGCUGGCUUUCAUGAAGAGCUCCCUGCGGCGAGAAAUGGACGGAGCCACGGAUCCGGGACACGUGGACUCAGGGCCGCAAGCCCAGGAGAAGGCUAUCCGGCGUGCCUAUCGCAAUAUUGCCAGGCGGUUUCGCAAGAACAUCUUCGAAGAUCAGGCGAAGUUCGAGUUUCAGAUGCGCAUCCUCAAUCUUGCCAAGGAAGCCAUGGUAAAAGGUGAGGGCCUUGGCGGCGAAGGCUGGGGCGACGAGGAUGACGACGAUGAUGAGGACGACAACGAGACGAAAGGGCCUGGACGGGAGUUGCCUGGGAACAGCCGUGCGAGCGACGACAUUCUGAAGCAGAUACACGGCUGGCAGGAGUUUGCCCUGGAGGAAGGGGUGCGGUUUGACGACCCCGAUGAGGCUUUCUUCGUGGGGCAUACGCAGCACGCCUUCCGCGAUGCCUUCGCCGCCAACUGGAGCCAUUUCCUGCGGCAGGAGUUGGCGGGGCUGUGGCCGGCAACGUCUGCCUUGCGGUAUCAGGUGGAGCUGGACGGCAGCAGCAGCCCCGCGGCGCGGGCGGACGCCCUCCUCCGCGCCCCGGAGCCCGAGACAGCGUUGGACACAGGCACACGGUGUCCCGGCCUUGAAGAAAAAGCCCUGGCCAACAACGGAAGACGUGCUGAAUCGUGCUGUGCCUUCUGCAUGCGGCGCGACAUCGUUUUGCUUGCAUAUGUCCUGUGGGACCGACGCUAUCAGACCAUCAUCGUCGGGGACGCUGCAUAG
Molecule: messenger RNA, 864 nt
Organism: Symbiodinium sp. CCMP2592
Lineage: Eukaryota; Dinophyceae; Suessiales; Symbiodiniaceae
Source: the annotation of a GenBank genome assembly